GGAAGUGGAGCCUGCGGAAUCGGCGUCCGUGCAGGAAGUCGAGUCUCGGGAUUCGGUGUCCAGACGUGGUGACGCAGGAGCGCGGGAGUACGUGAGGACGCAAGCGGGUCUUAGAGAGAGUGCAGCUCUCCGUGUACCUCUCUGGGUCCCCAGUCCUCUAGCAAAGUUCCUUCUCUGAGCUCCUGAUAUCCAGCAGUCAUGCAGCGGAGAACAAGAGGAAUCAACACCGGCCUCCUUUUGCUCCUCUCUCAAAUAUUCCACAUCGGGAUCAACAACAUUCCACCUGUGACCCUCGCAACCUUGGCUGUCAAUGUCUGGUUCUUCCUGAAUCCUUGGAAGCCCCUGUACCAUUCCUGCAUCAGCGUGGAAAAGUGUUACCAGCAGAAAGACUGGCAGCGCUUACUGCUUUCUCCCCUACACCACGGAGAUGACUGGCAUUUGUAUUUCAACAUGGUGUCCAUGCUCUGGAAAGGAGUGAAGCUGGAGAAAAGGCUGGGAAGUCGAUGGUUCGCCUACAUCCUCGCCACCUUCUCCCUGCUCACGGGGGUGGUGUAUUUGGUCCUGCAGUUUGCUUUUGCCGAACUCAUGAAUCAGCCUGACUUCAAAAGGAACUGUGCCGUCGGCUUCUCAGGAGUCUUGUUUGCCUUGAAAGUUCUUAGCAACCAUUACUGCCCAGGAGGCUUUGUCAACAUUCUGGGCUUUCCUGUCCCCAACAGAUUCGCGUGUUGGGCCGAGCUGGUGGCCAUUCACUUCUGCACCCCAGGGACUUCCUUUGCUGGGCAUCUGGCUGGCAUUCUCGUUGGACUGAUGUACACACAGGGGCCUCUGAAGAAAGUCAUGGACUCAUGUGCAGGCAUUUUUGUCUCCAAUGCUGUGCCUUCAGGACAGCAGUACCACUUUAAUAAUGCAGGCCCCUCUGGUUAUCAGAAUCGCUAUGCAGAAGGCAGACCAGUGACCUAUGAAGCAACUUACAGGAACUAUGAUGUCUACACAGCAGGCCUAAGCGAGGAGGAGCAGUUGGAACGAGCAUUAAGAGCCAGCAUCUGGGACCGAGGAAAUACCAGAAACGGCCCAAUGCCGUAUGGGUUCCGGCUCCCGCCAGAAGAAGAGAUGAGGAGGCAGCGUCUUCACAGAUUUGAUGGCCAGUGAUAUGGCACCAUGCAGGGGAAGGUGUGUUCCAGCUGUGUGAUUGAAGCCCGUUCACUUUACUCCCCAAGCCCCUGAUUGGUUUUAAACAAAAGAAGAGCACACCUUUAUUGUUGCAGAUCACUCUCGCCUGCCACGAACAGGUACUCCGUGGCCCUUGUGUGCCCAGAUUGCCCAAGCCCGGCUGACACGUCUGGACACCAGGCUUGUCCCAGGAAGCCCACAGCUUUCCCAGGGUGGCCUGUGUAGCCCUGUGAUCGCUCCUAAACCAAAGGUCACCUCUUCAGUUGGGACUAGUUUCUACUUUUCUCUCCUUCCCUCCAGACUCAGUGGCACAUAUCCACACUGUGGGUUAUUUCACCAGCUGAAAAGACCGGGCCCUUAAUAGGAAGUGGGUUGUUUAUUCCACCAGGUGAGUGGGUCAGCUCUCACUCUGCCUGGCAUGCCAGGUGCCUGACUUAGCAGGAGGGGCAGUGCCACCACCCCCCUGUCCUCCCGGCAUAUUUCCAUGGUAUGGGAAGAGGAUGUGGCUACCUUCCCAGGGUGUUCCAUGCUCUUUCACGAAGGCCCCUCGGAAUACUCAGGCCACUAAGUUUGCCUGAUGUUCACAACGCCUGCCUUCUUGCAUAUGUAGGAUGUCGGACUGGAGGGGAAUAAGAAAGAUCUAAGGUGGGGGAAAGAAACCUACUCGCUCAUUAGAUAUCAUGUGGCACCAGCAAUUUGGGGUCAGAGCCACCCCUCCAAGAGAAGGAGAUGAGACUUGUUUAACUGCUCUGCAGAGCGGCAGCCGGUGCCACACACACACUUACACACAGCAAAGUGAAGGUGUUAUAUGGGGUUCUCACAGGGAAUCCCCCCUACAGCAAGUAUUUUUUUUUUGUCUUCAUAAAAGUGCCUUCUCAUUGGCCACUAUGACUGCAGUUUGUCAUAAACAAGUGUCUGAGAACUGCUCCAGGGAAAUGCUGUGUUUUAUACACAUGCGUUGUCCAAAUCACUAAUGGCAUUUCUUGUGUUCUGAGAAUAAAAAGACAAGACAGGGUGUCGCCUCACAGUCAGGGAGAGUUUAGUUCAAAGGGAGCUAGGAGCAACAAUGGUGACUCUAACUCACCCUCCGUGUCUAGUUUCCAGUGAGGACAGGUGUAGACAGGCGUUCCUGUGCACAACGCAAACACCUGGGAAAGAAUACAUCUGGUUAUGCCAAUUAGCUUCUGGGGGCAGGCAUAUAGGACCUGACUUUCUUUGUUUACAGUUUCAUAUUCUAUUUUUUAAAGUGUGUGUGUGAGCAUGUGCUGCUUUCAGAAGAUUAAUUUAUACAAUGAAUCAAGAAACAUGUAGCCAGCAAAACAAACUUAAUACUAGGUACUCUGUGUCCAUUAUACUCUGUGUCCAUUAAGAAAAUUCAUAGGCUGUGCUUGGUGGCACACUUGUCUAAUCCUAGCACUCAGAAUUGACGGUAAAGAGGAUAUGACUUCCAAGCCAACCUGGUCUACAUAUGGAGUUCCAGGCCAACCAGAAUACACACACACACACACAUACACACACACACACACACACACGUGUACACACACACAUACACACAUGUGCACAUACACAUUUAUAUAUCAAUACCCUGUCUCAAGACAGGGAGGAAGGGGGAGGGGAGAAGGGAGAAGAUGAAGGAAGGAAAGAAACUCACUGAAUAUAAAUAAAAAGUACAAGCAAUUUCUCAGCUUUAAAAGGCACUGGUGCCCAAGGCUGGCAUUUUGAGGCUAUUAACAUCUCAGUUUCCAUUCUACGCAUUUGACACACCUGGUGCCUGCCCACUGUGCAGCCCCAUGUUAAUAUGGAUCCACCUGGAAUGUCUUUAACACUUGCAUAUGAAUGGACUAAGCAAAUGUAUGGAGUCCAGCAUUCAGACAGGCUAUCCAGACAGUGGUGCCUGAGCACCUGAGUUUAAUCUGUAAUUGGUGGAAAGCCACGGCCAGUUGAUGUUAUGAAUUAUGCCCAUGAGCCGGUACCUCCAAACACAUUGAAAUUAUAAUGGUCAAGGGAAAUUAUUCCUGGCUCUGAAGCUAUACCUUCCAUACCACAAUGAGAAAUAACCUUUUCCCUACUUGCCACCUUUUGAUAGCCCCUGGAAAUUCUGCCCUAACACUCUUCUGUCACUAUUCUUAUUUGUGCAUACCUGCACCAAAUCAUGUCUGUGCGUGAUGUGGUUCUGAAUGACCCUAGAACAUAGCCUGCUGUUGACCUGCCCAACCUUCCCAGUCUCCCUCCCGCCACACUCAAAAUGCUCAGUAACUGUUAUUUUCCCACCAAAGUUAUUGUUCAGUUAUUAGAAUUCCCGCUAGCUUUGUAUAUAGAGCUUGAGUGCAAUAACAGUACCUGGUUGCUUUGCUUGACUUGUUGGACAAAGACGCUGAAAUCCCAAUUUUGGAUUGUGUAGUUAUAAUGUGCACUUUUUCUUUAUUUAUGGAGUGGAAUGUCACCAAUGUUUAUUACAGAUGUGGGAAAAAUCAUUUUAGGGAUAAGUAAAAACCACAUGUCUUCCAGAAUAAAGAUGGUCUGGAAAUUAUAAGAAUUGUGUUGUUCAAGUCAUGGGCUUGCCUGUAGCCAAGUGCUUACUGUUUUCUGGGUCUGGAAUUCUUUUCUUUGUUCGUCGUUACAUUUUUGUUUUGUGUUUGCCCCAUCCACAAUAAGGAAUUCUCAAAGUUAUGUCAACAAACUGGAAUUGGUCUAAAAAGGAGUAGCAGAAGCUAAUUGCUUCCAACAGGGAGUAAGCACCAAGAGCGAGCGGGUUUUUAAAUUCGACUCACUAGCAGUCCUCCAGCUGUCUUUCGUGUCCAGUUCCCACAGUUUGCUGUGGUCAGUCAGCCUAACAGAUCUCUUCAUUCAGAAUCCCCUCCCGGUUCUGAAGAGGCAACACAUGGAAAGCCAUCAGGGGAAGCAGUUUUGCAAAGUUGCUCCUAAAACCGCCCACUGCUGAGGCUGGCACGAAGCCCUGAAUAACUAGCCCUUGGGGUAUCUGGCAGGGGAGUUGGCUGUGAAGUGACAGGGGUAACCCCGCCACAGAGAGUGGACCUCAUUUAGGGAUCCGUGUUCAGGAAAGAAAUGCAUUCAAGUACUUGUGAGUAUACCAUUCUAUUCCUUCCCAUGGGUCACUGCAGAAAUUUUCUGACCUAAUUCCCGCUGUCCCAACAUUUUUUUUCUUCGCCAGUAUUUUAGAAUCAUAAACUCUAAGCUUGGAAGGGC
Molecule: messenger RNA, 4377 nt
Organism: Apodemus sylvaticus (European woodmouse)
Lineage: Eukaryota; Metazoa; Chordata; Mammalia; Rodentia; Muridae
Gene: Rhbdd1
Product: rhomboid domain containing 1
Exons: 7
Coding region: 199-1149 (316 amino acids)
Cellular component (GO): membrane
Molecular function (GO): serine-type endopeptidase activity
Source: RefSeq, a predicted model, not a curated record